AUGACAUCACACCAAAAUGGCACCAUCUCCUCUGAGGUUUCAGACUUCCUCCUGAAUUGUUUUGUCAGGUCCCACACCUGGCAGCUCUGGUUGUCCCUGCCACUCAGUCUCCUCCUUUUCCUGGCCAUGGUGGCCAAUAUUGUUCUCCUGAUCACCAUAUGGCUGGAAGCCUCUCUGCAUGAGCCCAUGUACUAUCUACUCAGCAUCCUCUCCCUGCUGGACAUCAUACUCAGUCUCACUGUCAUUCCCAAGGUCCUAGCUAUCAUCUGGUUUGACCUCAAGUCCAUCAGUUUCUAUGCCUGCUUCCUCCAGAUGUUCAUCAUGAAUGGCUUCUUUGCCAUGGAGUCCUGUACAUUCAUGGUCAUGGCCUAUGACCGUUAUGUGGCUAUCUGUCACCCACUGAGGUACCCAUCCAUCAUCACUGACCAAUUUGUAGUCAAGGCUGCUGUCUUUAUUUUGGCCAGGAGUAGUAUUGUUACAAUGCCUAUCCCCAUUCUCUCAUCCCGACUCCAUUAUUGUGGGAGAAAGGUCAUUGAGAACUGCAUCUGCACCAAUAUGUCUGUCUCCAGGCUCUCCUGUGAUGAUGUCACCAUCAAUCGCCUUUACCAGUUUGCUAUAGGAUGGACUGUGCUAGGAUCUGACCUCAUCCUCAUCUUUCUCUCCUACACCCUCAUACUGCGAGCGGUGCUGAGACUCAAGGCAGAGGGUGCUGUGGCCAAGGCCCUGAGCACAUGUGGCUCCCACUUCAUCCUUAUCCUCUUCUUCAGCACCAUCCUGCUGGUCUUCGUGCUCACUCUUGUGGUGAAGAAGAAAGUCUCCCCUGAUGUGCCAGUCUUGCUCAACAUCCUCCACCAUGUUAUCUUCUCAGCCCUCAACCCCAUUGUGUAUGGGGUGCGAACCCAGGAGAUCAAGCAAGGAAUCCAGAGAUUAUUAAAGAAAGGGUGCUAAUAAGGACAACAGGAUCUCUGCAUUCCUGAGUUUUGAAUCAAUAAUGGGUGAGGGGGU
Molecule: messenger RNA, 1005 nt
Organism: Herpailurus yagouaroundi (jaguarundi)
Lineage: Eukaryota; Metazoa; Chordata; Mammalia; Carnivora; Felidae
Product: olfactory receptor 56A3-like
Exons: 1
Coding region: 1-948 (315 amino acids)
Biological process (GO): G protein-coupled receptor signaling pathway
Cellular component (GO): plasma membrane
Molecular function (GO): olfactory receptor activity; G protein-coupled receptor activity
Source: RefSeq, a predicted model, not a curated record